Molecule: messenger RNA, 300 nt
Organism: Lactuca virosa
Lineage: Eukaryota; Viridiplantae; Streptophyta; Magnoliopsida; Asterales; Asteraceae
Source: the annotation of a GenBank genome assembly
AUGGUGAUCGGAGUUAAGGGGAUGCAAAAGGUGAUUUAUGGUGAACAACUAGACAUGGGUAUUUUGGUGAAUAAUGGCAGGGUGGCUUAUCCUGCAGCUAUGUUUUUUCAUGUGUUUGAAGAAGAAGUUUGGAAGAAUGUGAUGAAAGUGAAUGUGAUAGGUACGGGUUUGGUAACAAGAGUUGUGAUUGGAGGAAUGGUUGAUAGGAAAAGAUGUGUCAUUGUUAAUAUUGGUUUAGGUCCUACCAUUGAUGUACCUUCACCUCUUUUCUAUGCGAUCUAUGAUGCCAUCAAAGCAUAA